Amyelois transitella is the source of this 3487-nucleotide messenger RNA. It is a transcript of the gene Mct1, whose product is annotated as monocarboxylate transporter 12. Gene Ontology annotation, molecular function: monocarboxylic acid transmembrane transporter activity. The transcript has 7 exons. The record is from RefSeq and is a predicted model, not a curated record. Gene Ontology annotation, biological process: monocarboxylic acid transport; transmembrane transport. The coding region runs from base 587 to 2224 and encodes 545 amino acids. NCBI's taxonomy places the organism in Eukaryota, Metazoa, Arthropoda, Insecta, Lepidoptera, Pyralidae.
CGAUAUCAGUUAUUCUGGUAGUCAGUGACGGGGCAACAACGCGCGCGACCGGUCGCCCUUGCUCUCUUGCCAUUUUUUCGCCAUUUUCUUUAUUUACGAAUACGCGUUUAGUGAUAAUUUUAAUGGACUAUUUCUAGAAAAUAAAAAUAUCUAUAAGAACUGAAUUCUGGGGCACAAAAAUGUCUGCAAUCAACUUCAAAGCCGUGAUCGCGAGAGCAAAAGUGGUGUUAAACCGCAGAUAGGUGUAAAAAUAAUGGUCAACCAUAAUACAUAGAAACUCACGGUUAUUCAUCAUUUUACAAAUAGCCGUUCUUAUAACCCUUGUAACGUUACUUUGCUCUUCCGCUUGUCCUUCCAUAGCAAUACCAAUAGUGCAAUUAUAAUUGAUAUAUUUACAAAUAGAUAAGCUGCAAUAACGUCGUAUAAGCAAGUAUCGACAAUAUUAAACAGGAAUUUGUACAAAGUAGUGCUGAGCUAAUUAGUUGAAUAAGAUAAUAUAGCAAACGCUUUUGAAGCCAUAUCAAGUUUUGAGCUGCCUUACAAGUGACAAAUUUAUAACUUAGUGCCAAAAGAGAAAGUACCGAAGAUGUCUCACGGAGUGGUGGCGAAAAAUUCGAAGAACGGGAAUGGUGCGCAGGCGCAGGCUUCCCCGCGCUCAGAGAGCCCGGCUCCACCACCCGACGGCGGCUGGGGGUGGAUUGUCGCCUUCGCCUCCUUUAUGGUACACAUUAUAACCGAUGGCAUGACCUAUUCGUUUGGUAUAUUCUACAAGGAGUUCCUAACCUACUUUGGGGAAGGAAACGGCAAGACCGCUUGGAUCGUGUCCGUCCUAAUCGGGAUGUCGCUCUGUUCAGGGCCCAUAUCAAGUUCCUUCGUUAAUCGGUGGGGCUGUCGUGCUGUGACAAUUUCUGGAGCAGUUCUAGCAUCAGCGUUUGUGGUGGUCUCUGCUUACGCUAAUGACGUCUUGACCCUCAUCAUCACCAUCGGUUUUUUCACUGGUUUUGGUUUUGGCCUGAUGUACCUGCCUGCCAUUGUCAGCGUUACUGUUUGGUUCGAAAAAAAAAGAAGUCUUGCUACUGGCAUUGCAGUAUGUGGAUCUGGCCUCGGAACAUUUUUGUUUCCCCCUAUUACGGAAGCACUUAUUGAAGCUUAUGGAUGGCGGGGAGCAAUGGCCAUCAUCGGGAUCUUCAUUCUCAACUGUGUUCCUCUGGGCUUGCUGUUUCGACCUGUUCCUCAACGAAGUCAAACAUCCGUAUCUGAGCCUAUGCUUCCAAAAUCAAACAAUAUUCCACUGAUAAGAUCCCAAAGUACAGAAAAUGUUAAAAGAACCAACGCGAACGGUCACAGUGAAGAAACCGACACAGCAAGACUAACACUUUCUCAACCAGCACUUAACAAACCACAGGAACAUAGACGCUCAAGACACGGUAGCGGUAUCAUGGAGAGACCUGAUGUAUUAUAUCAAGGGAGCAUGAGCAGUUUAUCAAAACACAGAGCAUCAUCACCAGAAAGAAUACAAGCUCGCCCAGAUCUUAACCCAGAAACGAAAAACAAUACAUGCGAAUGGUUGCCAUGUUCCGAAGAGUUCAAAAAAGCACUUUCUACAAUGCUCGAUUUCUCUUUGCUCGUAGAUCCUAUUUUCAUUUUAUUUGCACUAUCGAAUUUCUUGACCAGCAUUGGUUUCUAUAUUCCAUUCGUUUACAUCGUACCCAUGAGUGAGAAAUUAGGUGUUACAAAUUCUGCUUAUUUAAUUUCAAUUAUGGGGGCUGCAAACUUGUUUGGAAGAAUUUUCCUAGGAUUUAUUAGUGACAAACCUUGGGUUAACCGAUUGACAGCGUACAAUGUGUGCCUCAUCAUUGCUGGCAUUAGUACUGGAAUAACGAUGGUGUGCUGGGAGUUUUGGGGUUUUGCAAUUUACUCGACAAUAUUUGGAUUUACGAUUGGUGCAUACGUCGGUCUCACAUCUGUGGUGCUAGUUGAUUUACUGGGGUUGGAUAAACUCACGAAUGCUUUCGGCCUUUUACUACUUUUCCAAGGCAUAGCGUCACUUGUUGGAUCACCUCUUGCAGGUUGGCUUUUCGACACGACGCAGUCCUACGCGCCAGGGUUCUACCUGGCUGGAGGCACGAUAGGAAUAAGCGGACUUAUCCUUUUCCUUGUGCCCUGCUUGGAGCGGCGGAACAACAUCAGAUGGGCUGAAGAUACAGCCAUGGAACAAAUUUAGCAGAAACAGUUCCGAGGGACUAAUGAGUACCCGGUUAUUAUACUCAACAGUCCCUCCACAUCACCUUGUCCUUCUUCCGAUUCGGACACGUUUAGCAACAGGGUAAAAAAUAUUACAAUAAUAGAUGAGGAUACUUUUUAUAUCAAUGAAAAUAAUAAAUACGAUCUUGUAAAUAAUCAAAAGCAGUGUGAAUGGGAACGCUAUGAUGAAAUCCAUCAAACUCAUUCCAGAGAAAGUGAGGUUGCAUAUAGUUACAAUUUCUAGUGAUAAAUGGUGCAAUUGGCUAGUUUAACGGAAAGUACCGAUGGUCCUACUUUGUCUUCAGUACCGAAAAUUUAUUCUAAUUAAACUAUUAAGUAUAUAAGACAUAUUUAUCUAUAUAAUUUAUAAGGGAAAGUCUCCUGCAAUAAACUCAUAUAGUUUAUUUGAGAAGACUUUCCGUGAUAGUUUUGUAAAAAUGCAUGUCCCUCUAAUCACCUUUACAGAAAAUAGUAAAUUAUCUAUUAGAGGGCUAUGCGUUUCGAUUUUAAACUAUCAAUACAUAUUUUAAAGCACUGUCGCAUUAAAUGACAUUGUUCUGGGUUAUUUCUGUACAAAUGAAUUACUACACACAGAAAAGGUGAUAAUUAUUUUAAAUGCUCUAUGUUAAAUAUAUUGUGUGAUCCAUGAAUGCCGCACUUAUCUAGUUUUGUAUCACAUAGUUUUUAUCAGGUGCCAUAACAUGUAUAUUACGACUGUAACACAUAAUUGUGUAUAAAACUUAUAAGUAUGUUGAUUUUGUGAGUGAGUGUGUGUUUAUUAAUGGUGUGUCAAGUGUGUCUAUUAAUGGCCUUAAUGUGGACCAAACAAAAGAUAGCGUUUGUGGUCCAAACGACUAUCUAAAGCAUAAUCUAAUGCAAUUGUGAUUUAUUAGGAAAUACAUCGAUUAUUUUAAUUUCAUAAUAAUUAUCUACUUUAUUUUUGCAGUUAAUUAGAUGAAAAAUAUCUUCCACGUUGUGUUCAGUAGUGAUAUAUUUAUCGUCUGAUUGUUUUGCCGGGAUUAUGUUAGAACUACGAUGUAAAUACUUGGACUGAUGUACAUAGGUAAACAUUGUACAAUAUCAUUAUACACGGACUGUGCUGAAUCGCUAACUAAUAUCUUCGUACAAAUCUUUGUCUCUUUUAUUAUAUUGUUGAAUUCUUGCGCAUCUAAUGCGAUCUGUACAAUGAUGUUAUUACGCAUAAGUAAGUAUACCUAAAUUAAACAUAUUGGAAUUGAAUAAA